This is a messenger RNA of Aureobasidium vineae, 621 nucleotides long. The record is from the annotation of a GenBank genome assembly. Lineage: Eukaryota; Fungi; Ascomycota; Dothideomycetes; Dothideales; Saccotheciaceae.
AUGUUCGAAAACUACACAGUGACCGCAUCGCGUCAUCCCUCAUCGCUGCCACUCUCUUGCGACGGCUUGUUCGGACCCGACUGGACUGUACCUCGUACUUCGUCUCCAUGCGAAUCUCAGAUCUCGGUUGCACAACUCUCGCAACAAUUUAGCCAAAUGCGCUACACCUCGGAACCCUUCUUUUACUCUCAAGAACGACCAACGAGAGCCGAACGCGAGGUAGACUCGGCCUUGAGCUCUGGUGAUUACGUGGGUUCACUAUCUCCGUCCAGGAGGCGUGCCCACAGACAACACGGAGUAAGAAUGCUCUGCGACCCGUCUCACCUUCGCAACAUCCAAGACAUGGUGAACAAGAUGGUCCAAUCCGGAGAUCAAUGCGCCAUAUCACCACCUCGGGCUUCCAGUGUCGAGGCAAGCCCGUCUCCCGCGGACGACGAAGGUUACAGCAGUCUCGAUGAGAAUCGACGCACCGGAUCGAUUUCUUCAGUUUCGUCUGCUGGAUCUGGCACAUCUUCGUUGUCGUUCAGACGUUCGGUGGAUUCUAUUACCGGUGCCUGUGUGUCGAAAAACGUUCGCGUGAAGAAGGCUCGCAGUUCGCGCGGUUUCUCCAGACAGGCAUGA